This is a messenger RNA of Guillardia theta CCMP2712, 966 nucleotides long. RefSeq lists its product as hypothetical. Gene Ontology annotation, cellular component: PcG protein complex; transcription regulator complex. The record is from RefSeq and is a predicted model, not a curated record. The coding region runs from base 1 to 966 and encodes 321 amino acids. Gene Ontology annotation, biological process: regulation of transcription by RNA polymerase II. The transcript is spliced from 11 exons. Gene Ontology annotation, molecular function: DNA-binding transcription factor activity, RNA polymerase II-specific; RNA polymerase II cis-regulatory region sequence-specific DNA binding. Lineage: Eukaryota; Cryptophyceae; Pyrenomonadales; Geminigeraceae.
AUGGCGGCAAUGAGUGGAGCGCUUGUAAUGGGAGAGCUUUGCUGGAAGCGAGGGAAUGCCCGAAGGGUCCAGAGGAAAGGGUAUGUGCUAUACGAGGCAGGUUCUUUUGAGCUGCCCAAGAGAUGCGAGAGGUGCAAGCGUGCAAAGAAGGGAGCGCAAUAUUGCUUUGAUGCGGGCCACCACCUUAACCCCGGCGAUCCUCGCCCUGUGAAGGCAAAACGAACCCAACCACCGACGUCAGGAAACUCAACUGCAGCAGUGCAGUCGAUGGAUAUUGCGGAACAAGCUUUGGAGCCAAACCAGGACCUUCUCGAAGUUUCCAAGACAGCAGGAGCAGGACAAGGAGCGUUGGCGGAGAAUGACGAAGGUGAGAACGGCGAGAUGUCAAACGCAACUUUCGACCCGAAGAAGAGGCCGAGGCAUUGGGCUAGGCGAGCUGUUCCCAUCCAACUGAUAGGAGGAGAGGAAAUUCAUAUCAUGAAGUGGGUCACCGACACAGCUCGAAAGCUUUCCUCCAAAGAAGAAAGCUUCACCUCUGCCGAAGCGCAAGAAGCGUUGAAACGCAAGGCUGCAUUAGCCCAGGGACGCAAGCUGUUUACGUGCUCUUGGCCGAACUGUGCGAAGUCCUUCUUCGAGAGCUCGAGGUUGAAGCGGCACAUGCUUGUUCACACAGGUGAACGACCGUUCAAAUGCCCUGUCGAAGGAUGCGGCAAAUCGUUCUCGUUGGACUUCAACCUCAGGUCUCACUUGCGUGCCAUCCACGGCCAUUCCUACGCUUCGGCAUGGCAGGUUUGCGAUGCAUUCAUGAGGCUGCAAGAGCUGCCGUGUGGCCUGCCAGUGCUGACAGCUGCACAGACCUGCAAAGCUGCGGGAACUGGGACGAACCCCAAGGACGACAAGGGCAGCCUCGGGCCUGGAGGUUCUAUGGAAGCAGGCAUGGACGGGGAGGAGGCAGGAAUGGAGUAG